This is a messenger RNA of Triticum turgidum subsp. durum (durum wheat), 594 nucleotides long. The record is from the annotation of a GenBank genome assembly. NCBI's taxonomy places the organism in Eukaryota, Viridiplantae, Streptophyta, Magnoliopsida, Poales, Poaceae.
AUGGGGGUGGCGUCGGCGGCACUCUGGGACAUCCUGGCGAAGGCCGCCAACGUGGCGCAGAUGUCCGGCCUGCACGCCGCCAUGCUGGUCGCCGUGGGCAUGAGCCUCCUGAGCAUCCCGCAGAGCAGGUGGGAGUGCGCCAAGCUCGAGCGGUGCAGCCGCAGGCUCCACGCGUUGCUGCAGUGGCCGACGUGCUGCGGGGCCGUGCUGCUGUGCUCGGAGAUGGGAGGCUCCGUUCUAAAGGCGCUCGUCGACGCGGCCGGACUCGUCGCCUCCUAUAAGAAGAGCACGCUGUGGCACUGCGUCCGGAGGGGCAAGGGCAUGGCCGCCCAGCUCCGGGACAUGCAGGACGUCGUUGACUCCUACUGCGGGCUCCUGCUCUACGUCAACGCGCAUCUCCUGCUACAACCGGCGACUCAUCGUCCCCCGCCAGAUGCUACUACGUACGGGGUUCAGGAGGUGAAUGAGAAUGACACACCACAGAGUCGAAGUGUGCUACAAGCAGUAACCAAUAGCCCGGGAGUUAAAGAAACUCGUGGCACUCAAAUGCCCAAUGAUGAUGGCGAGGGGGGAACAGGCAGCUGGACAGACUAG